GUCUCGCGAUCACUGCGUUGGAGAAAUCGAACGGUGCGCAUGUCCCAUGUAAAGACAGAAGCAAUCGAAGCUCGAUUUCUGGAACUGCAUGCGUCCGAUUUCUCGUUUUCAAGACGCUUAUUUUAAGUUCAGAAUUUCUGGAUCUGCACCUCCAGAUCUCCCCGACCUCUGAGCCUCCAGCCCGGCCAUGCUUCCCAGGGCUGUCCCCUGUCUGCGGAUCCUCGCGGUACACGGGCUGGGCCGUCGCUGGGCCGGCGGCGAUGCCCGGGUCUGGACGGGGCAGAGAAGGGCCCAGCAAGGCCAGGAUCCCCGAGCGAAGGACUCUUUUAUCGAAGACCCAGACACGGCAGAGGUACAGGACAGGCUCCGCGCUUUGGCGAGAGACGAGAAGAGACGGCUGGUGGCCAUCAAGUUCCAGAGGCUCAGGAAGGAACUGGGCCCCCCGCCGCCCAAAGAGAGGGCGCUGAGCUGCGAUGCCAUGGACCAGAUCAGGUACCUGAAGCAGGAGUUCCCGGAGGAGUGGACGGUGGCCCGUCUGGCUGAGGGUUUCGCCGUCGGUACCGACGUCAUCCACCGAAUCCUGAGGAGUAAGUUCAUCCCGUCCGCCGAACGACGGGCGAAGCAGGACUCCAAGGUGACGGCCAGAGUGCAGCAACAGUCUCUCCUGGCCGGCACCCACCCAGGGGGAGACAGACCCCAGCUGCCAGAAAGCCGCAAUGCCCUGCUUCCUGCUGGCACAGGAAGUGCCCUCACCACUUCAGACCACCGGAGUCUGGGCCCAGGUCAGGAUGUGGCAACAACAGCGCCCUCUGGUGGACAUGACAGCCCAGGCUCUCUGACUUUAUUACCGACCCCGCAUUCCCCUGUGUGGAGCUCUACCACACCACAGGAGCUUCAGACAGAGCAGCAGUCCUUCAUCACCCAGGAGGAGGAGGAGGAGGAGGAGGAUGAGGACUGUUGGGAUGGCUGGGUACUCUCAGACAUGGAACUGGAAGAGCUUGUCAGAACACAUCCUGAACAGAACGACCAAGUGGUUCAGAAAGGGAGUGAGUUUUUUGACAGUGCAGGAAACUUCCUGUACAGAAUCUGAGGUUUUUGUGUUGGGAAUGGCUGAAAAUACAUGCUGGCAAGUCGGUUGCAAGUUACUCCUGACAAACCACAAUAUUGUAAACAAAACUUUUCUGUCUGGAAGGGGAGUUUGUGGGUAAAAUGAGUUAAUAUGCCACUCCUAGAAGCUGACUGAUGGCAGAGCCAAUGUGUCAUAUCAGUUCUGCAUACCACAGUGCUUUCCUGGCUGGUAAUCUGCUAUUGAAGAGGGCUGGUAAGAGUUACACCAUAACAAUAUUUAAAUAAAUUCUGUAUGUGAAGAAUUAAACGGAGUGUGUUUUCAGAUGUUUGUAAAUUGA
Molecule: messenger RNA, 1406 nt
Organism: Conger conger (European conger)
Lineage: Eukaryota; Metazoa; Chordata; Actinopteri; Anguilliformes; Congridae
Gene: ngrn
Product: neugrin, neurite outgrowth associated
Exons: 4
Coding region: 188-1090 (300 amino acids)
Cellular component (GO): nucleus
Source: RefSeq, a predicted model, not a curated record